Molecule: messenger RNA, 636 nt
Organism: Rhizopus microsporus ATCC 52813
Lineage: Eukaryota; Fungi; Mucoromycota; Mucoromycetes; Mucorales; Rhizopodaceae
Exons: 3
Coding region: 1-636 (211 amino acids)
Source: RefSeq, a predicted model, not a curated record
AUGAUGAGUGAAUCAACAUUGCCUUCUUUAUCAGAGUUUAUGGACACAUUUGGACUCAUUGAUGCCAGUGCACCUGAUAAAUCAAUUAAACACUUGUGCGACAACAUCUUUGAUGUGCAGCGUAAUGAGUUAAUGGAAGUAUUGGAUAAUCUAAAAACAGUAUUUUGGGAUGGACCAACCGAGACAGCUACUAUUACAACAACAACAAGCAGAACCCCUUCUAUACCAGAACUUCCUAGUGUUCCAGAGACAAUUUUACCCAAUGUACCUAUCAUAGCCAAGAUAAUCGAUAACAAUGACAAUGAGACUAAACCCAAAACACUUAAACGGGCCGUAUCUGAUGAAAGUGAACCCGAAGAGCUCCAGUCUUUGACACAUAAACGACCUCGUCUGGUUUCACUUCCAGAGCCAACAGAUAAAAAGCCCACACCCGAUCUAUGGCCAAUAAAGCUAGCGAUACUACGACAGAUGUUAUCAGGCCCUUAUAACGAAACCAAACUCAUGUCACUACUGUCAGAUGCAAAAUAUCGAGUGACAUCAAAGGAGCAACUACAUCAUCUGAUAAACUAUUUUCUUCCUGUAGCAAAAGAAAUGAGAAGGUGGAGGAUUGUAGAAGCAUUAAAUAAAAUGGUUUAA